Messenger RNA from Ixodes scapularis (black-legged tick), 1656 nucleotides. RefSeq lists its product as uncharacterized. Gene Ontology annotation, biological process: DNA integration. NCBI's taxonomy places the organism in Eukaryota, Metazoa, Arthropoda, Arachnida, Ixodida, Ixodidae. The coding region runs from base 11 to 1564 and encodes 517 amino acids. The transcript has a single exon. The record is from RefSeq and is a predicted model, not a curated record. Gene Ontology annotation, molecular function: nucleic acid binding.
AUGGUCGUUAAUGUUGUCGGCUUACGACUACGAGCUGGAGUACAGGCCUGCUCAUCAGCUCAGGAACGCGGAUGCACUGAGUCGACUGCCUCUAACUGUGGAAGACAGCUCAACUGACGAGAAACUUUUUGAAGUCCGGAUGCUGGAGACUGCGCCGGAGAUUCCGUGGGAUGCCCAGAAGAUUGCCCGAUGCACCCGGAACGACCCAACCUUGUCCAGAGUUCGACAUUGGACGGGGGUUGGAUGGCCUCAAGGCAGGCUGCCGGACGAGUUCAAGCCAUUUGUUCGACGGCAGCACGAGUUGUCGGAGUAUCGGGGAUGCCUGCUGUGGGGAUGUAGAGUCAUCAUUCCAGAGCAAGCGAGAGACCAGGUUUUGGAGCUGCUGCAUACCACGCAUCCCGGGAUCGUCCGCAUGAAGGCGCUUGCCAGAAGCACAGUUUGGUGGCCGGGUAUCGACCAAGAUAUCGAAAGGAAGGUCCGAACCUGCCUGCCCUGCCAGGAGACAAGGCCGCAACCUGCACGUGCAAGACUGCAUCCGUGGGAAUUUGCCAGAAACCCAUGGUCCCGAAUCCACAUCGAUUUUGCAGGACCCUUCCAAGGAAAGGUUUUUCUUCUGGUGGUGGAUGCGCAUUCGAAAUGGCUGGAAGUCAUCCAGAUAGCAUCCAUGUCGUCAGCAGCAGUGUGUCAAAGGCUGCGAGUGCUGUUCGCAACACACGGUGUUCCCGACACUAUAGUCUCGGACAAUGGGACAGCGUUCGUCUCACAAGAAUUUGAAGAAUUUUUGCAGAGAAACCAGAUCCGGCACGUUAAGGUGGCGCCAUAUCAUCCAUCGUCAAAUGGCCAAGUGGAGCGCAUGGUCCAAGAAACUAAACAAGUCCUCAGGCGCAUGGAAGGAGGCGACAUGGCCACCAAGUUGGCCCGAUUUCUUUUGAGUCAGCAUAUUCUCCCGAACUCAACGACCGGAAAGAGUCCGGCGGAAUUGUUGAUGGGUCGGAGACUCCGUACUGCACUGGACCGGCUUCACCCAGACCUACAAGCAGAGAUGGUGGACAAGCAAGAGGAACAAGCGCUGCGGGGAAGACAAGGUGUACGCGAAUUCGAGCCGCGAGAACCAGUCUUCAUCCGCAAUUAUUUAGCAGGCCCCAAGUGGCUACCCGGUAUCAUCACUGAGAUCACCGGUCCGGUGUCUUACAAGGUUCGCACCAUCGACGGUCGUUUCUGGAAGCGGCACGUGGACCAAAUCCGGAGACGGGAGUGGAGCACAUACCUGGACGAGGAGGAGCCUACGACAGAGCUGUCACCUCAGCAGCUCUCCUUACCAAGGGAGCCAUCGCUUAGGAAUGAAUCGGUGGAAGAGUGCCCACCAUCUACGAGUCAAGCGGACUUCCCUGAGGAGUCAACCCCAGUGGCAACACCUCCAGCUUCCCCACAACGUUCACCUGCUUCACCCCAUGAACCGAGGCACCAAACAGUGUUGCCAACUUCAGCGCCUGCGCAAGAACAGUCAAAUCGUCCCCAGCGACAACGGCGACGUCCCGACUACCUAAAGGACUAUGUGACCUAGGGGGGAGGGAUGUUGUGUGUUGGCAACCGAGGAUAUCCAGGGAUGCCGGUGAACUGGUGCACGCGCGCAGGCACGAGACGUUCGACUGCUCU